UGUGUAACAUGGUUGUUCCCCUUUUGCAGCUUCUAAAUACAUCAAAAUGUUUGUGUUGGACGAGGCUGAUGAGAUGCUUAGUCGAGGAUUCAAGGAUCAGAUCUACGAGAUCUUCCAGAAGCUGUCGAGCAACAUCCAGGUUGUCCUACUGUCUGCCACCAUGCCAGCCGAUGUUUUGGAGGUCACAAAGAAGUUUAUGCGUGAGCCUAUCAGAAUCCUCGUGAAGAAGGAGGAGCUGACACUCGAGGGCAUCCGCCAGUUUUACAUAAAUGUGGAAAAAGAGGAAUGGAAGCUGGAUACCUUGUGUGACUUGUACGAAACCUUGACCAUCACACAAGCUGUGAUCUUCAUCAACACGAGGAGAAAAGUGGACUGGCUUACUGAGAAGAUGCACGCCAGAGACUUCACAGUUUCUGCUCUGCACGGUGACAUGGACCAGAAAGAGAGAGACCUGAUCAUGAGGGAGUUCCGCUCGGGCUCCAGUCGAGUCCUUAUUACCACUGACCUGUUGGCCAGAGGUAUUGAUGUUCAGCAGGUUUCCCUUGUCAUCAACUACGACCUGCCAACCAACAGGGAAAACUACAUCCACAGGAUCGGUCGAGGAGGUCGUUUCGGCAGAAAGGGAGUAGCCAUUAACAUGAUAACCGAGGAUGACAAGCGAACACUGAGGGACAUUGAGACAUUCUACAACACCACCGUGGAGGAGAUGCCCAUGAACGUGGCCGAUCUUAUCUAGAAGACUCCCCGCUUCUGUUUGUCCACCCAUAUCCGAUUGUUUUAGAAGUAAAAGCUUGUUUCCUACAAUACGAAUACUAAAAACUUCCUUUUUCUAAAUUCCACCCUGAAUUUACUCAGCAUUUGACAUGAUUUUGGAAGAAUAACUUGCUGACCCGCUCCAUCUGCCAUUGUCUUUUAUCGACCCUGAAAUUCUCCCAGCGGUUAAAUACUCUGCUUCACGCCAGAACUGUUUCCAAAAGCACAUUUAAAGUCCAGUGAUGACAUUAUACUUGCUGAUUGUUGGCAAAGAGACACUGUUGAUUUGAAGCUUGUGUGAGGUUUGACUGUUGCAGCGUCGGUCGGCUGACCCGAGCAGUCUGGACUCGACGGUGUUCUGAAUGAACAGCGGUGUGAUUGACUAGCUCAGUAUUUAAACAAUCUUCAGUGUAUUUGCACAACGUUCAUCGCACGCCCACGGUCAUGUUUACAGCAGGUUUUGGGUUCUGGAAGUAAACAGGACAUGAUCAAUAAAAUGAGCUGUACAGUGGCUGACAAAUUUGAUCCUCUUUACUGCUGUGCUUUUUCUGCUUUUCCUCCUUUCCCACUGCGGCCGUAACCCUGUUCAGCCAUUUGUACAGUAGAGUUCAGAGGAGGAGUGCUUGCAGGCGGAAACGGUGAGUUGUAGCGAUUUGGCCUCCUGACCCAGAUCCAAGCGGCUUUUUUUUGGUUUUUAUUUUUUUCCCCGUCUCCAGUUUGUUGAGAUUGGAGUUUUUUUUAAUUUUUACAGGGAAUAUAAGAUUUCAAAUGGUUGUGGUCAUGUUUUGUAACCUACCUCAUCCAAAUCUUAUAGGUGAAUGGGGAGUGUCAUCUGGACCAAACUACAAAUAUAAAAGUAUAUAGAGAUUUUUAUCUUACUUUCCACUCCACCAAAAGUUUCUGAGCUCUCGUAUUAUGAGGUGUGUGCUAUCAGUGCUAAUUUUUUUUUUUUUUUUUUUUCCCCAAAUGUAUGGAUUGUUCCCCCCUCCUUUUUUUUUUUUCCUUUUUUUUGAGACAGUGUAUCAGGUUUUCUACAUUGGAUACUGUAUAGUAUUUAUUUUAUUGGUCUUUAAAAGAAAAACAAUAAAAACAUUCUUUUCUUUUCCUUUUUUUAAAGCUGUAAAGCAGCCCUCUGUUGGCCAAAUCCUGUGUGGUGUCUACUUUUGUGGCAAAGCUCACUCAGUGACGUGGGCGAUGGAGUGGAGCAGUCAAUGUUAGAGCUGGAACUCUUAUAAUAUUCACAUCUUCAGACACGCUUGUGUCACAUCAAAGGAGAACGUGUGUCGGUGUCUCUUGCAUUUCCCAUCAUUUAUUUUCCCGUUGUCUUUUUUUUUUCUCCCAAUUAAAGAGCUCAUUAAGAUCUGAAUCUUCAUUAAAAAGAGUCACAGCCCUGA
Neolamprologus brichardi is the source of this 2147-nucleotide messenger RNA. The record is from RefSeq and is a predicted model, not a curated record. NCBI's taxonomy places the organism in Eukaryota, Metazoa, Chordata, Actinopteri, Cichliformes, Cichlidae.